Molecule: messenger RNA, 4026 nt
Organism: Paramormyrops kingsleyae
Lineage: Eukaryota; Metazoa; Chordata; Actinopteri; Osteoglossiformes; Mormyridae
Gene: mmp14a
Product: matrix metallopeptidase 14a (membrane-inserted)
Biological process (GO): extracellular matrix organization; collagen catabolic process; zymogen activation
Cellular component (GO): extracellular matrix; plasma membrane
Molecular function (GO): metalloendopeptidase activity; zinc ion binding
Source: RefSeq, a predicted model, not a curated record
UUCUUUUUGCAAGGGAAGUAAGUUACAAGGGCUUACCACGUCUGCAACCGAGAGGGAGCAAGAGAGAAGCGAAUGAAAAUAACCAAGCAGAGAAGUGGGAAAACAAAGAAAACGAACGUAACAGAAGACAAUAGGUGGCCUAAUAGAAUAUUUAAGUACAGUUUUAUAGUAUUGCACAACCGUCAUUUACCUUUUAUAGAAGAAAAUCGUGUUUUAAAGAACCGUUUUACAACUCUCGACCGUUCUUAUUCUUAGCCUGUCUUAUUAAUGCUUGGAGCGUUAUAAUCUUUAUCAUUUAGUUUUUUUUUGUUUUUGUCCGAGAAUUUUUGUUAUGUUUUGACAAAAUACGGAAAAGUGGACAAUAGAGGGCAGCUUUAGAAGAAGUGAUCUAAAGAGAUAGAAAACGUCUUUUGUGCUUGUGUUGCUGGUAUGUUCUCAGCAAUGGUGCUCCAGGUCCAGACGUUGCUGCUCACGCUAACAUACGGACUAUGCGCUAACGGAGCAGCCACGCAGCAAGACCCCAACCCAGAGGCUUGGCUACAGCAGUAUGGUUACCUGCCCCCAGGUGACCUCCACGCCCAGUCCCUCCGCUCACCGCAGUCCAUCACCCAGGCCAUCGCCGCCAUGCAGAGGUUCUAUGGCCUGACGGUCACUGGGCACAUGGACCCGAGCACCACUGCGGCAAUGAAGCGACCACGGUGUGGCGUCCCAGACAAGUUUGGCUCCGAGCUGAAGAGCAACCUGAGGAGAAAACGCUACGUCAUUCAGGGCCUGAAGUGGGACAAGAAGGAGAUCACCUUCAGCAUACAGAACUACACCCCAAAGGUGGGCGAGGCAGAGACCUUCAGAGCCAUCCGGCGGGCUUUCAAGGUGUGGGAGAGCGUGACCUCACUGCGCUUCCGCGAAAUCCCUUUCAAGAACAUCCGCGACAAGCCCGCCAACUUCGCUGACAUCAUGCUCUUCUUCGGCGAGGGUUUCCAUGGCGACAGCACUCCCUUCGACGGGGAGGGAGGCUUCCUGGCACACGCGUACUUCCCCGGCCCAGGCAUAGGGGGCGACACACACUUUGACGCCGCAGAGCCUUGGACCUCUGGCACCACAGACCAAGGGGGGAAUGACGUGUUCCUUGUGGCUGUGCAUGAGCUGGGCCACGCCCUUGGUCUGGAGCACUCUGGGGACCCCAGUGCCAUCAUGGCGCCAUUCUACCAGUGGAUGGACACUGAGAAUUUCAUUCUACCGCUGGACGACCGUCGGGGCAUCCAGCAGAUCUACGGAUCAGGUGGUGCACCUCCACCCCCCUCUCCCCCCCCAAGACCCCCCAAAAAACCAGACCCCCCCUCCCAUGGCCCCAGUAUCUGUGACGGCCACUUCGACAGCAUUGCCAUCUUGCGGGGAGAGAUGUUUGUCUUUAAGGAUACAUGGCUGUGGCGUGUGCAUGAUAACCAGGUUCUGCAAGGCUACCCCAUGCCUAUCGCACACUUCUGGCACGGACUGCCCGGAUCCAUCAAUGCUGCAUAUGAGAGAACUGAUGGAAAAUUUGUCUUCUUUAAAGGGGACAGGUACUGGGUAUACAGUGAGUCCACCUUAGAGCAGGGCUACCCCAAGCCACUGAAGGACCUGGGCAGUGGUCUCCCCAAGGACAGGCUGGAUGCGGCUCUCCUCUACACCCCCAAUGGCAUGACCUACUUCUUUAGGGGGACCAAGUAUUACCGGUUCAAUGAGAACUCUCACUCUGUGGAUCCGGAAUACCCCAAGCCUAUCAGCGUGUGGAAGGGUGUACCUGACAACCUUAAGUCUGCCAUCAUGAGCAAGGAUGCAGCACACACCUACUUUUACAAGGCCAACAAGUACUGGAAGUUUGACAACCAGCAGCUGAGGGUGGAGCCAGGUUACCCCAAGUCAGUGCUGCGUGACUGGAUGGGCUGUAGCGGCGUGGAGCCCAGGGUGCCUGGCACGGAUGAGGAGGUGAUCACGGUGGAGGUGGAAGAGGGGACCGGGGUCGGUCCGGCAGCCGUGGUGCUACCCCUGAUCCUGCUGGUGUGCGUGAUCUGUGCCCUUGGAGCCCUGCUGUUCUUCCGCCGAUACGGCACACCCCGGCGCCUGCUCUACUGCCAGCGCUCCCUGCUGGACAAGGUGUAAGGGUACGGCGAGCGGGGGGGGAGGGAGGCGGAGCUCGGAGGCGAAGAGCGGGAAAGUGAGACGGCUUGGGUGUAAGCAGAUGUGAGAGAACGAGAUGGGUAGGAAGAAAGGCUGGUUAGAAGAGUGGGAAUGGGUAGAGGAAGACAAAAAAGCAGAAAUAUAGGGGUUUCAAAGAGUUUUUGUGUAUCUUUUUAUAGCUCUAUAUAUGUACAUCCCCGUCCUCUUGCAACAGAACAGAUCCGGACCAUGUGGAGAGGUAUACCGCAGCUAAUUUGAUGUUCUUGCCAUUGCUCUGUUCCACACAAAAAUCAGAUACGCAGACAAAUAAAUUGAAUUCCACUGAUAUAUGGAAAUUUAAUUCCCACUGUUCCUCUUUAUCCCUCCACCCCUUCAAUCCCCUUCAUCUCUCUAUCCCUCUUUCCUCCGGUUUGACUCCAGCUUAGUUGCUGUUGAUUUAGCAUUUUCCAGAUUUGUAGUUGUUUUGUGUUACCUGUAAUUCCGACCUGGGGAGCAGCCCAGCCCACAGUCCCCUGCCCCCAUGGUCCUGUCCUGGGCUCCCCUGGUCCCCCAUCAUGGGGUCAGUUCUGGCUCAGGUGGGAUCCUCAUCCCGCUAUCCAGCUGAGUCCUUUGUGAAGUAGAACCAAAUUCAGAUAUGAGGCAGCAGUUACACUCAGAAAUAAAGGCAGACCCUGUUCCUACAACACAGCACGGCCCUACUGCAGCCAGCCUGAUAGCUCAGCAGAGCACACUGCGGUUACGCACAAUUCAGCACUGUGUUGUAUAACACAGACCCCUUCCAUGACACACAAAUAGCAAGGCGCAGUGGGACCUUGUCCAGCGAGAAAGGAUAGGCAGGGUGAAGUAGGAACAGCUAAAUAGAGUGAGCUUUAAUAUGAAUGUGGCCAGUGAUCAACAAAGAAAGUCCCGCACAACAAUAAAAUAAUCUUGAAGUGAUGCUUUAUCUGUUACUUAUGCUUAUGGUUGAUUCAUCAGGACCAAAGGAAGGCAGCGGUGGUUGGAUUUUGUAAUCAGGUUCUGGUUCUGUUUCUGUACAUAGUAACUCUGAGCUACAAGUGAGAUGCUUAGAGACAGUGAGAAUGCAAGCAUUUGUCCAGUCAGUGAUAGAGGGCAGCACAGAUGGUUUUGGUGAUUUCAUGUGCAGUUCCUGAACAUCUCUGACAAGAUGUUCCCUUUCUCCUGGACCCUUCACCUCCUGGCAUCACUUUCAGUUCUAUGGAACACUUCCAGUUGAAUCUGUACUAUUGUGUUCUGCUAAGGUCUACUGCAUAAUUUGUCACGCCAUUUCUGUAGACGUCUACGGCACUUUAGUUCUAGGAAGUGUUCUAUAACAUUACGAAAUUCUUGAUGGCGUCUAUACAGAACUGUUUAGCUGUAUAGCAUCUGUUCCUUCUGUAGUGCUGUGACGCAUUCUACAGAGUUUUAUAUGACCGUUUAGCUUUGGACAGGGAAAUGCCGUCUGUGUGAAUCAGUGGCACAGGAGAACAUCUGCGGUCUGCCCUGGUGGGCAUCUGCUCAUAACCGCCUGCCAAUCAUGUGCACUCACAUGAGUUGGCUUCCACGUCAAGGGAAGCAGUGAUUCACAAUGGCUACUGGCGGCAUAGGACUACUAGGUCAUUGUCUUUUAUAAAGAAGGUUCUUGCAGCUCAUUAAAGACGAGUGUAUGCACAGGAAACGUUUUUAGAACCUUGAACAAUGCAAGCGAUUACACCUGCUUUUAUAUCAUCAGAUUGCAACACCUGUACCACCAAUGAAAUUACACAAGAGUGGCUGUUUCUUCAAGCUAGAGUAACAAUUAAAGCAUGCCUCAUUGGACAGUGCAGAAUGUCCCCAGUGAUGUUAAUCUCACAUCACCCACCCACCCCUCCC